ACAACUGUCAUUUAGAGUGUGUGGACAUGAUGGGGAAGACAGAGCUGGAGCUGGAAAACACGAAUUAAAACGUUUCAAGAAGUAUCAAAAAUAACUUUAAAAGUUUCAUAUGUUGUGAUUAAGGCUUACGUCGGCAUGUGUUAAUAUCUUCCAGGCUAAUGUUUAUCUUACCGUUCCCCCCUCCACCACCACCACCUCCUCCACCUCCUCCUCCUCUAGAGAAGCAGCAACUUUGGCAGUACGUCUUUCUUACUGCAGUAGGAAUUACAGCCAGUUUCGGAGGAUGUCAGCCCCCAGCAACUCGCUUCAGCAACCCAGGGUGAGACGCAGCAAUGCGGGCUCCCCCGGCUCGUUCAACAACAGCAGCUGCCGUUUGCACCCCAUCCGUGCCACCGUGCCCUACCAGCUCCUGCGCGGGGGUCAGAGCAGCCCGACGCGGGCGCAGACCCUCUAUGGAGGAGCCACGAGCAGCCGAGGCUCAAGUCCCCCUUCUAGCCCGACACUCAGUUCAGGAAGUGCAAACGCUAAGCAGAGACUGUCCCCCGAAAGUAAGGACUCAUCCUGUCCCCCAGACUCGCCAGUUUCCAGAGCAGAAAGGUCCAAGUUACAGGUGCGGAGUUCCAGUGCCAUACGGCGGACAUCUUCCCUGGACGCCAUCACAGGGCCAUACCUCACUGGCCAGUGGCCUCGGGACGCUCAUGGACCCUAUCCUUCCUCUAUGAAAGACAAAGCCACACAGACUCCAGGUCUCUGGAUUGAUGAGGGAGCAGAACAGGGAAGUCCUCACCAGAGAUCAGCCUCCUGGGGCAGCGCAGACCACCUCAAAGAGCAGAUUGCUAAACUGAGACUGCAGCUGCAGCGCAGCAAACAGGUCAGCCGGCAGAGCAAAGACAGGGAGCAGAGCUCACUGCAGCUGCCGCAACAGGCGCAGCAUGGCACCGCAUGCCAACCUCAGUACAAGGGAACUUCAUCAGCCUUAUCGACAAUCCCUGUGCCAAAAUCCCUCAUAUCCAGAGUGCCGAGCAGCGUGGAAGGCAUCAACCACGAGCUAGAAAAUGUGUUUAUCAGAGAAGACUGGGAGCAAGGGAUACAGGCCAUGGAUGCGGUGGAUGGCCGCCGCGCCCCCUUCCCUCCGCAUCGCUACAGCAGCAGCGGGGACACACGUGACACGGACACCCAGGCCCCCUCCAGCGGUGACUCCAGCCCGUCGCCCCGCCCCUGCAGCCCCGACCACCUCCAUUCCCCUGAUGGAAGCCCCUGUUCUGCAGAGGACGUCGACAAAGACGGUGUAUGCAGUUCUCCUCUCCCAAAGUUUGCCACUUCUCCCAAACCUAACAACAGCUACAUGUUCAAACGGGAACCUCCAGAGGGCUGCGAGAGGGUCAAAGUGUUUGAGGAGUUGGUGUCCGGCAAAUCAAAAGGCUUCCCUCUCUUCUCGUGCCCUGACAAAAACAAGGUGAACUUCAUUCCCAGGGGCUCUGCCUUCUGCCCCGUCAAACUCCUCUGCUCCUCCCUCUUCUCCCCCGUCUCCCCCUCGUCCUGCUCCUCUGUCAACCCUGGUCUCCACGGCAACGACAGCCCAGGGCCUCAGGUGACUCCGACUCUGCCCACCGCACCGCCACCUACCUUUCCGGCCUCCACCGACAGGAGCACCGACACAAGCACAGGCAUAAACACAGACAGCCAGAGCCCUGACGCAGACGUGGGGAAAGAUGGCUCAGCACAAGUACUCCUCACCAGCUAGUCCUCAGGUAUAUAAACAUGACCGCACCACCUAGAGCUAAAAGCAUUUCAUCUAGCCAGGUGGUAUGGUUUUAAAACUAAAAAUAAAAAAAAUAAAAAAAUCCUUGCACUCCGUUAAUCCUAACGUUAGCCAGCAGGGAGUGCCCAAGGUCUAGAAAUGACACAUGGGGAGGACAAUGGUACCAGUAUCCUGCUGCACAAGCAUUUCUGCUCGGUCCCAGUGUUUGUCCCACUGUUGGUGAUGUUUUAUCAAGGAAACGUUUUUUCGGUCAAUGUCGUUUUUUAAAGAUUUGACCUUGGGCACGGCCUCCCUUCACCCAUCACUAACCUAGCCUUCUCCUCUGUACCGUGACAACAACCAUAAGAGAAAUAGCUUUGCUUUGUUUUGCAAAAAAAAAAAAAAUAGAAAUGACUGCUCAAAAUUAUUGUGUUACGUAGCGCCAGAAGUUUUUGUCAAGAUUAAAUCAAAAAAAGGAAAAUUCCAAAAGUAUGAGAUAUCAGAGAAACACAUUGAACUCCUGGUAUCUAUCCAGCUUAUUAGCUGUUCAGUGUUCAGCGAGCAAACGUCUAAAAGAUCUUUACAGGAUGAGAAAAUCAUCGUUUCAGAUCUUUUACAUAGUGGGAUGUCUUAAAGUCAGAACGCCUUGCCCACAUUAACUACAUUGUUUGCACUUGUUAGGACCUGGCUCACAUUGAUACCGGCCAUGGCCUAUUUUUUUGUUUAUUUUUAAAAAAAAAAAAAAAAGUACCACACACACUGUCAAAUGUGAAAAACCAGCAGUCAUUUGAGUGCAGGCUCCACCCAAAAAGGCUGACAAGCUAAGACCUACAUCUGCAUUUCUCGCCUGAUCACUUAAAAACUCUGUUAGCUCAACACAAAAAUGCAAAAUAUCAGCUGUUUUAUUCAGUGACCAAAUAAUAAUCAAUUGCUAAGCACACAACUUCCCCCAUUGCCUUGUUUUAUUGCCCCACACUACCCAGAACAAUAACUCAGGUCAUGUGGAAUGUACUUGUUUGGACUAUGUUGCCUUUCCCCAGUGUUUAUGACUUUCUGCUAUAGAGAGACAUCCCGGUUCUUUCUCAGAAGUUUAUUUUUUUUUUUUUUUCCCUGGAGAGGGGAGGAUAUUACAGACUGAAUCAACUGAUUGAUGUCACAGAUUGUGACAGAUUACUUUUGCAUUAACCUCUUCAGGUUAGAGUUUCAGGUGCUAUGACACAUUCCAGAGACAUCGCUGUUGCAUCGCUCAACAGUCGAGUACUCAUGUAAAUGGAACUAGCUACAUAAGCUACACCCUCCCAAAUUAAGAAGUUGACAAUUAUGUUGUUCGUUACCCCCUAAAUAUGUACCAAAGCAAAUUACAAAACCAUGAAAAGGCCCAUCAUGUGUUUGGGACAUGACAGGCACCUUUUUUUGUGCCAGAAGCAUAAUGUUUAUGUGCGUUUUUUGUUUUGUUUAGAAACAGUUAAACAACAAAUAAACACUUGGUUCAGAGUGUUUUAAAUAAAAAGGCGCUAAUUGCUAAACCAAGCCUAAGCACUUACUUGGAAGUGAGAUGAUAAUCACUGUUUUUUUAUUUUAUUUUAGACCAAUUUGUAAGUUGAAACAAUCAGAUCUUGAGUGUGCAAUCAUUUUUGUUUGAGGUAAAGCUACACUAACAUUUUUUUUUUUUUUUUUUUUGUGUAACACAGUUUGGUUCGAUAUUCAGAUUCCAGCAGCUGUGCCCUAACGUUACCUGCACAAGUUUAUCUCACCAACAACAUGUUAAAAAGAGAAAACGUUGAACACUUGAUUUGAACGGCAGAAUUUAAAACUAGUUAAUGUUUCAUUCCAAAACUUUGGUCUAUCGAAGCCACUUGCACACAGAAGCACAAAAAAAUAUGAACAACGUAUGCAAUGCAUUCCACACAGAUUGAGUUGAAAUACUCUGCUCUGCUUUCAGCUCUGAGGAAUUUCAAAUCAUACUAAUUCUGAUUUUUAUUUCACAUGCUCAUUGUGCAGUGCAGUUAAGAAAUGAUUGCCAUGUUUGGCAGUAAUGAUUCAGUUCUCCUGUGUAUUACGCAUUUUUAUGUAGAUCUUGUGUGUGUUUUUCAAUAAAGAAAACAAAAAAUCUC
Thunnus maccoyii (southern bluefin tuna) is the source of this 3855-nucleotide messenger RNA. RefSeq names its product glucocorticoid-induced transcript 1 protein. The record is from RefSeq and is a predicted model, not a curated record. The transcript is spliced from 9 exons. Gene Ontology annotation, biological process: podocyte development. Gene Ontology annotation, cellular component: cytoplasm. Bases 284 to 1744 code for a protein of 486 amino acids. NCBI's taxonomy places the organism in Eukaryota, Metazoa, Chordata, Actinopteri, Scombriformes, Scombridae.